AUGGAGAGAGUUACAAGGACUGUUAAUAAUGUUACAGAUUAUAUGGAAAAGGAUAAUAGAGGAAUGCAGAUUACCUGCUAUUCUUUGGCUUUAUUUGGAUUGACAGUUGCUUUACGAAGAGUUAGACCAUUCAGUAGAUUUCGAAAACCGUCCGAUAUUCCUAAUCAUUUUAUCAAAGAAAAACGCCAGUUGGAAGGCUGCGUCAAAGGUAUACAUCCCAAUGGUGUACUUAUCAUAGAGCACAAACCCUUGGUUCCUCUACCUCUAAUUCCAUCUGGAGAAUUGCCAGUUAAAAUAUCUGGUGUAAAUGUGAUUGGAUUUGGAACGAAUUGGUUGCAAUCCAUCGUGGCAGGCCAGGAUGUUACUUUUAUUCCUAUUUCUAAGGAGAAGGACUAUGUGCAGUGUCAAGUGCUUUUAAUGCAAACUGUUAGAGAUAAAAAGAAGCAAACCAAACGGGCUCUCAUCAACGUGGGUGAAAGCCUGAUCAAAAUAGGCUUCGCAUUGCCGGAACCGAUCAGGAAACCUUUAUCGGAAGACUCGACGUUCCUAAAAUACUACGCUCUCCUCAUCAACGCCGAAAAAUACGCUCAACGCAAGCAAAUGGGCCUCAAGUACUAUAUAAUACCGACGAAGAGGAUCCUUUCAAAGUCCCUCGAACGACUGAUUGCCCUGUUUCAUAUCACCAAAGCCAAGGUGCCCAAGAUGAUUCAUAAGGCUCCAAAGGUUUAUGGGUCAUAGCAAAUGCUAUUUAACGUAGUGUUCGGUUUCUUUGUUCUAAUUGCGCAAGUCAUGGGUCUUUAUAAUAUACUUAAGUACUUUUUUUAUCCCAAUCACAAACAUACCGUUAUGGAGGAUAUACUGUUGUUGGUCAUGGAGAAUUAGGA
Messenger RNA from Psylliodes chrysocephalus, 884 nucleotides. The record is from the annotation of a GenBank genome assembly. NCBI's taxonomy places the organism in Eukaryota, Metazoa, Arthropoda, Insecta, Coleoptera, Chrysomelidae.